GUGACAGUACAGCCAGUGCCAACGGAGACGCAUUCAGUAAUAAACGGCAAAUCCAAAAUAUAAUGCGUCGAAAUGUGCGCCAACAACAGUACAACUGGGAGAAUGCGCAGUCAGACGGAAUGGAUGAUAUAUUUGCCAGACCCGCCCACGACAGUGCACUUAUGGAGAUGGUGCAGUUGGCAAACGGAUCUAGUGGCGGCCACACAAAGAUGUCGCGCUUAGAGAACACACUGGAGGUAAAAGUACAAGAGGGCGAUACAUUGCAAGCAUUGGCGCUGCGUUUUCACUGCUCUGUAGCGGACAUCAAGCGCUUGAACAAGAUUGAUCGCGACAAUGAGAUACACGCACGUCGAAUUAUUCGGAUUCCAGUUACAGUGCACAACGUAUUGCUGGGAGCAAGCGAUGGUGAUGCCUUGCCUGCCAUACAUCGUAGCGGGAACAAUAGCCCUAGGCACAAUAUAGACCAAGAGCCGGCCAUUGAGCGUAAUCCGCUGGAGGAUGCACGAAUGAUGCUGGGUGAACGACUUUUGGUGGCAGCUGUGAACGCCUCUGGUACUGUAGCUGGAGAAGUUCCAGCUUCAAUCCGAAGAGAUGGCAGCAAAUUCUAUGAAGGCGCUCAUGGCUAUCCAGAUGAUGACGCCAACAUGGAGAAGCCCAUGGACGACAACACGGCCCUGCUGGAUGACAUGCUAGUGGAUAGGCAUGCGCCCAUUAUUCGUCCCAUUCCUGGUCCUUCGUUGCGGGCGAUUGACUGGUCUGGCUCGGAUUGUGACAUGUCGUGGAUAUGUCUGCUGAUAUUUAUACUCGCACUCUGUGUUGUCAUCCCAUUGGUCUAUGUCAUAUAUCUGGCGGAGCAUCCACAUCACAAUCACACCUCAUAGCCGAAGUGAAUGAACAGUCUCAGUCCAUUCCAAAUGUGCUACGAUUUUAAUUCUCUCCUCUAACACUUCUUUGCUCCGAAACCAAUGCAUUUUAAAUGCAGCAGCUACGAGCCAUAGAAUUUAUUUUUAUAAAAAUAUUUAAUUCAUAGCAAUAAAGUACCAAUUGUGACUUGUACAAUGUCUACAUAAU
Molecule: messenger RNA, 1071 nt
Organism: Drosophila hydei
Lineage: Eukaryota; Metazoa; Arthropoda; Insecta; Diptera; Drosophilidae
Product: lysM and putative peptidoglycan-binding domain-containing protein 4
Exons: 3
Coding region: 63-881 (272 amino acids)
Source: RefSeq, a predicted model, not a curated record